Zootoca vivipara (common lizard) is the source of this 8911-nucleotide messenger RNA. NCBI's taxonomy places the organism in Eukaryota, Metazoa, Chordata, Lepidosauria, Squamata, Lacertidae. The record is from RefSeq and is a predicted model, not a curated record.
ACUGGGCUCGCUCUGCCUGCGGGAUGCUCGUGCUGCGGCUCUUGCUACCGAGCGCGCCGGGGAGGCGCUGAAGAUUUGGAGCGAGGGCGCCGCCGCCACCACCGCCGCCUCACCAGGCCAGGUGGACGCCUAUGAGGGAGAAGCGCCACCGCCUUUGGAAUCGGCGUUGCCUUCGGAGCAGAUGGACCCCCAGCUGCAGGAGGGAACACGUGUGUGGCUGCAGGAGCAGGACCGGCUGCAGCCCUGCACAGUUGGCUCUUGUGUCGAUGGAUCCGUGCUCUUCACUUCAGACUAUGGCGAGGUGUUCUGCUACCCGUGGGCCUCUGUGCCCAGAGAGAAAGUCCUGCCGAUGCAUCGGUCGAGUAUGGAGGGGGUGGAGGACAUGUCCCUGCUGGGGGACCUGCACGAAGCGGCCAUUUUGCUCAAUCUGCACCAACGCUACCAGCAGGACCACAUCUAUACAAACAUCGGCUCCAUCUUGGUCUCUGUGAAUCCCUACAAGCCCAUCACUGGAUUGUAUGAUGCUGAAGCCAUUGACCUGUACCGCCAGCACUGUCUGGGUGAGCUGCCACCCCACAUCUUUGCCACAGCCAGCGAGUGCUACAGCUGCCUGUGGAGGCGACAUGACAGCCAAUGCGUCCUCAUCAGUGGCGAAAGUGGAGCUGGAAAGACAGAGAGCACCAAGCUGCUGCUGAAGUUCCUAUCAGCCAUGAGCCAGACCUCCCUGGGCGGCCCUGCGUCAGAGAAGAGCACACAUGUGGAGGAGGCCAUCAUGGAGAGCAGCCCAGUACUGGAGGCUUUUGGAAAUGCCAAGACAGUCUACAACAACAAUUCUAGUCGCUUUGGCAAGUUCAUCCAGCUGCACUUUUCCCAGCAUGGGCAUAUCCAGGGUGGGAGAGUCACUGACUAUUUAUUGGAGAAGAACAGAGUUGUCCAUCAGAACCCAGAGGAACGUAAUUAUCAUAUCUUCUAUGCCUUGUUAGCGGGCGUCAGCGAGGAACACAAAGAAGCCCUGGUCCUGCUGGAGCCCAAGAGCUAUCGUUACUUAAACCAGUCUGGCUGUGUAACCAAUGAGAACCUGGACGACAAAGAGAUGUUCAGCAAGGUCAUGACUGCCCUCGAAGUGAUGGGAUUCGGUUCUGAAGAGAUCAGAGACAUUUUCAAACUCCUGUCUGGCAUCCUGCAACUUGGAAACAUUGAGUUUAUGACGGCCGGAGGAGCUCAGAUUACAACAAAAACUGUGCUGAACAAUGUCAGCGAGCUGCUUGGCUUGGAUGCCUUCCAGUUGUCUGAGGUGCUCACCCAGAGAUCCAUGUUCCUACGGGGAGAGGAGAUCAGCUCUCCCCUCACUGUGGAGCAGGCUGCUGACUCUAGAGACUCUCUCGCCAUGGCCCUUUAUUCACAGUGCUUCUCAUGGAUCAUUGGCAAGAUUAACUCAAAGAUAAAAGGGAAGGAAAACUUUAAGUCUGUUGGAAUCCUGGAUAUCUUCGGGUUUGAGAAUUUCCAGGUGAAUCGUUUUGAGCAGUUUAACAUUAACUAUGCAAAUGAGAAGCUCCAGGAGUACUUCAACAAGCACAUAUUCUCCCUGGAGCAGCUUGAGUACAACAGAGAGGGGAUAAGCUGGGAAGCCAUUGAUUGGAUGGACAAUGCAGAGUGCCUGGAUCUUAUUGAGAAGAAACUUGGUUUGCUGGCCCUGGUUAAUGAAGAGAGUAGAUUCCCCAAAGGCACAGACAGUACCCUUUUGGAAAAGCUGCACAACCAGCAUGGGAGCAACCAGUACUAUAUGAAGCCUCGAGUAACAGAUUUUCAGUUUGGAAUCCAGCACUAUGCCGGAGAGGUCCUCUAUGAUGUGAGGGGCUUUCUGGAGAAAAACAGAGACACCUUUAGAGAUGACAUUUUAAACAUGCUGAAAGACAGCAGGCUGGAUUUCAUCUAUGAUCUCUUUGAAAGAGUUGCUAGCUGCAGCAGUGAAGACACACUGAAGAUGGGAACUCAGAGGCGCAGGCCGACUGUCAGCUCACAGUUCAGGGACUCCCUACACUCUUUGAUGGCCACGCUCAGCACUUGCAACCCACUAUUCAUUCGCUGCAUUAAACCCAACCAGGAAAAGUCUCCAAAUCUCUUCAAUCCAGAGGUGGUGCUGAAACAACUGCGAUACUCAGGCAUGCUGGAGACAGUGAAGGUCCGAAGAGCUGGCUUUCCUGUACGGUGGAUCUUUCAAGAUUUCCUCCUCAGGUACAAGAUGCUCUUGAAGAACUGGGGGAAUCCUGACGGUGCAAAAGCCACUUGUGCCUCCUUUCUGCAGACAUAUGACAGCACCCAGAGAGAAUGGAAGCUGGGGAAAACCAAGGUUUUCCUGAAGGAGGCUCUGGAGCAAAAACUGGAGAAGACCCGGGAAGAGGAGCUGAAGAAGGUGGCAACCAUCAUCCGAGCCCACGUCCUGGGCUACAUGGCAAGGAAGAGGUAUCAAAGGGUGCUAGCCAGUGUCGUGACUAUCCAAAAGAACUACCGUGCUCACUUCUGGAAGAAGUCCCUCCUGCGCCUGAAGACCUCUGCCAUUGUCCUGCAGAAGCACUGGCGUGGGCAGCUGGCUCGCAGCCUCUACCGGCACCUGCUAGAGGAGGAACAGCAGCGGAAACAGGAAGCUGAGGAGCAGAGGCGUCGAGAGGAAGAGCGGAUUAGAAAGGAGGAAGAGGAAAGACAAUGGCAAGAAGAGAGGGAGCGUAGGAGGAAGCAGGAGGAGGAAGAGGAGAAGAAAAGAGAAAAAGAGCAACUUGAAGCAGCACUGCAGAUGGCUCAGAUGGAGGCGCUAAGGACCCAAGAGGAAGACCAGCCUUUACAGGAAGAGGAGCAGCGUCAGAUGGAGGAGAUCCUGCGACUGGAGAGGGAGAUUGAGAAGCUGCAGUGGCAGCAGAAGACUGACCACAUCACCUGUGAGAACACCAAGAACGAGAUAAAGCGGCAGCGGGAAGAGGAGAUCCAGAGGCUGGAGAAGGAGGCGUCCAGGGUCGCGCAGGAGUUCCUGGAGCUGCUGGAUUUUGGGAAUUUGGAUGAGAGCGUGCAAGGCUUCGAGCACUCUCUGUCCAACGAAGGGACCCUCAACAUUGAAUGCAGCCUUGUAGCUCCCCUGGCUGAGGAAGAAGAAGACGAGGGCUUUCCUGCAGAUGAAGAGGGACCACCAGUUCCCAGCCCAAGUCUCCUGAACCAGGACAGCAGCACAAGAACCAGUGACAACUAUUACUCCGAGGAAGAUGCUUCUCCGAAUAUGCCAGUGCCUAGGAAGGGAGAGAAGGAGGAGGGCAACUCUGCAAGCCCUCAGAAGGAGCAGCCCAUGGAAAGCAUCUACCAGGCGGCCUCGGAAAUCCUGCAGAGUGACAAUGGGGACUCGGAAGAGCCAAUUUACAGCUUGCCUCCAGAUGUGGAGUCUGACUAUGACCACGAGGAGUUUGAUGGCAGUGGAGAGGCUGGCAGCACGUCCGCUGAGCCCCUGAAUGGGGAGGAGGCCUUGCGCAAUUCCCACAGCAAUGGCAUGGAUUCCAACCGCGGCAGCUUGGACUCGUUUCUAGACAGUGAGGAUGAAGGGGAUGCUUAUAUGGACACGGAUGAAGAAUUCUGCAGCAGCCGGGUCACUGUGCUUAAUGGAUCGGGGCCAGCCUAUUUUCACAGCUAUCUCUACAUGAAAGGGGGCCUGAUGAACCCCUGGAGACGGCGCUGGUGUGUCCUGAAGAACGAGGCCUUCAUGUGGUUUCGAGCCAAGCAAGAGGCCUUGAAGUCGGGCUGGCUUUACAAGAAGGGAGGAGGCAUGUCCACGCUGUCUCGCCGGAAUUGGAAACGGCGCUGGUUUGUGCUGAGAGAGGCCAAGCUGAUGUACUUUGAGAAUGACAGUGAAGAGAAGCUGAAAGGGACAAUUGACAUCAGGAAGGCCAAGGAGAUUGUGGAUAUUCACGAAAAAGAGAAUGCCCUUGAUAUUGUGACAAGUGAUCGAAUUUACCACAUAGUGGCAGAAUCACCAGAGGAUGCCAGUGACUGGUUUAAUGUCCUGAGCCGUGCGCAUAGUGCUACAGAGCAACAGCUGAGAGAGAUGCAGGAUGAACAAGCCAACCCAAAGAAUGCUGUGGGAACCCUGGACGUGGGGCUCAUAGACUCAGUCUGUGCUUCUGACAAUCCUGACAGGCCAAACUCCUUUGUGAUCAUCACAGCAAAUAGAGUCAUUCACUGCAACAGUGACAUCCCUGAAGAGAUGCACCACUGGAUCUCCCUCCUGCAGAAGCCCAAAGGCGAAUCCCGGGUUGAUGGGCAGGAGUUUCUUGUGAGAGGCUGGCUUCAUAAGGAGGUCCAGAGCAGUAGCAAGACCUCUUCCCUGAAGGUGAAGAAACGCUGGUUUGUGCUGACCAACACUGCCCUUGAUUACUAUAAAUCGUCCGAGCGCACAGCCACCAAGCUUGGGACACUGGUGCUCAACAGCCUCUGCUCAGUGGUCCAGCCUGAUGAAAGGGUCUUCAAAGAAACAGGCUACUGGAACAUCACUGUGCAUGGCAGAAAGCACUCGUACCGGCUCUACACAAAGCUGUUGAAUGAAGCCAUGCGCUGGGUCUCCGCCAUCCAAGGAGUCAUUGACAGCAAGGUUCCCAUUGAAACACCCACGCAGCAGCUGAUUCGGGACAUUAGGGAGAACAGCGUGAACCCUGAAGUGGUAGAACAGAUCUACCGGAGGAAUCCUAUCCUGAGAUACACCCAGCACCCCUUGCACUCACCGCUUCUACCACUGCCAUAUGGGGAUGUUGGGGUCAACUUGCAGCAAGAGAAAGGCUACAGCAGCCUCCAGGAUGAAGCAAUGAAGAUCUUUAACUCCCUUCAGGAGAUCGAGACAGUCUCUGACCCCAUCCCCAUUAUCCAGGGCAUUUUGCAGACCUGCCAUGAUCUCAGGCCCCUCCGGGACGAGGUGUACUGUCAGCUGAUCAAGCAGACAAACCACGUGCCGCAGCCCAACAGCCCGGGGAACCUUCACCACUGGCAGCUGAUGACCUGCAUGAGCUGCACCUUCCUGCCCAGCAGAGGAAUCCUCCGUUACCUCAAGUUCCACCUCAGAAGAGUAAAAGAUCUCUUCCCAGGCACUGAAAUAGAUCGGUAUUCUCAGUUCAUCACUGAUUCACUGAAGAGAACCAAGAGCAGGGAGUUUGUCCCCUCCCAGGAGGAAAUACAGGCCCUCAUCACCCGGGAGGAAAUGACCACCACUGUCUACUGCCACGGAGGAGGUUCCUGUCAAAUUACCAUCAAUUCUCAUACCAGUGCCGGAGAGGUGGUAGAGAAGCUGAUCCGGGGGUUGGCCAUGGAAGAUAGUCGGAACAUGUUUGCCCUCUUUGAACGCAACAAGCAUGUGGACAAGGCCAUAGAGAGUCGGGUGAUUGUAGCUGAUGUUCUGGCCAAGUUUGAGAGACUUGCUGGGUCCGUGGAAGAGGAGGAUGAGGAUGGGCACUGGCAGCUCUACUUUAAACUGUAUUGUUUCUUGGAUGUUGAAAAUGUUCCCAAGGAAGGGGUGGAAUUUGCUUUCAUGUUUGAACAGGCUCAUGAAAGUCUCAUUGAUGGCCAUUUCCCUGGCCCAGAGGAGACACUGCAGCACUUGGCUGCUCUGAGGCUGCAGUACCUCUAUGGAGAUAUUUCCAAAAUCUCCUGGUCCCUGGACAACAUCUAUCCAGUGAAGAGGCUGAAGUCCAAAAUCCUGCAGUCCAUGAAGAGUAGCGGUCCCAGCAGCCAUGCUCUGGAGAAAAGGCGGACCAGCUUCCUGGAGGGCACUCUGAAGCGUAGCUUUAAGGCGGGCUCAAUGAAGAAGCAAAAGGUGGAAGAGGAGCAGAUGAUGGAGAUGUGGGUGAAAGAGGAGCUGUCGGCGGCUCGGGCCAGCGUAACAGAAAAGUGGUGCAAACUGCAGGGGCUGCUCCAGCAGCAAGCCAUGGUGGCCUACAUGAACAUCAUGAAGGAGUGGUCGGGCUACGGCUCCACUGUCUUUGAUGUGGAGUGUAAGGAAGGUGGCUUUCCCAACGACCUCUGGCUUAGUGUCAGCACAGAGAAUGUGUCAGUGUACAAACGGGGAGACCCCAAACCCCUAGAAACGUUCCAGUAUGAGCACAUUGUCUUCUUUGGGGCUCCCCAGCCCAAUACCUUCAAGCUGACAGUGGAUGAGAGAGAGAUGUACUUUGAAACCCCCCAGGUGGGAGAGAUCAUUAAAAUCAUGAAAGCCUACAUCAACAUGAUUGUGAAGAAAUGUUGUAGCAUCAAAUCGGCCACCAGCCUGGAUAGUCGUGCAAGUAUCUGGACGAGGUGAUGAGGCUUGUGGCACUGCAUUGAGCCCUUGAGGAAAGAUACACACUGUGUCCCAGCCAGAUUUGUAGCAAAAACCCUUUUUUGUAAGAAGGAAAAAACAUCUCCCUUUUUUCCUUUGCUUUGAGAGAAGGAAAAAGGGACUGAUGCAGAGCACCCACAGCUGCAGGGCUUGCUCUUUAACCAAAACCACAACCCCGACUACUCUGGCUAGCUACUCAAGGCAGCUAGAGACCAGGCUCCCUCUGGCCUCACUCUUGGAGUAAAGACCUUACUGCAGAUGCAAAGUGAGACCACCAGAAGCAAAUGUGGCUUACCUUUCUUGAAGAGAUUGAGGCGUGGAAAUAUUUUGUGCAAUAAAAGCAGCAGAAAGGCGGGUGGGUGGGGAGUCUCAAUGUUGUGCUAUGAUGCACCAAGCAAGAUUCCCACAUGCGCAAGAGAUAGAGGCUCCAGUUAAUUUGGCAGCCAAGCUCUCCAAUGGUAAAGACUAAACUAACCCUUUGGGGGGCUGAUGUUCGCUCAGGGAUGAGCUGCUACUACUGAAUAGACUAGUAUUGGAAGCCUCUCUGCUGCGUGGGGGUGGGGGGCAGGGCGGGUUGUGUUGUGUUAUCAGUAUUACCAUCCCCAAAGGUUUAAGGUUUAAUUACUUCCAAAUCACAGAGUUUUCAAAGCUACAAUUGUUAAAAGGCUACCACUCUCUGUUUGACAUUAGUGGAGAUCCUCACAGAGGCUUGUGACUCUUGAAACAGGAUCCUUAUGGAAACCACCAGCUGUGUGUAAAACGACACAUAUUUCUUCUGGUGCUGUUCUUCCAAUCCCUUUGGAGAGAAGCUAUUUCUCCUGGUGCAUGUUUGGAGCGUUUGCCCCUCGGUAGUAUUAAAAAAAAAACCAUUUCUCUGAUGAGUCCAGGGGGUGAGAUUUGUGGAUAGAUUUAUGUGUAUCCAGUUGCGAGAAGAACAGUCCUUUUUCCCUAAUCACUUUAAUGCUGCUUUCCCUUCCUUCCUGGAGUUUGGGCUGCUUUUAUUCCUUAUCCUUUUCUAUAGGCUAGUUUUUAUGCCACACAAAGCCUUGGGAGGCUACAGAUAGUAAAACAGACUCAAUGAAUGGAUUUCGAGAAGGUAAGAGGAAGGAACUGGUUGUGAAGGUGGCAGAGAAAAAACCCAACUAGAGUCAAGGUAACUGGGAACACAGAAGGCUGAAGGAAUCCUCUGUGCUCGACGAGGUAGAGAAGGAACAGGGCAUGGAGAGGAGUCAGAGGAGUUGGCUGUACAUCUCUGAAUCCCCACCUGUCAGAGGACUUGCCCCAUUCUCUCCUGAAGGCCUCCAGCAUGCCAACCUGGGAAGAAUGAGUUUAUCCUGUAAGCUGCUGAAGCCCUAGGGCAGGGAUGGGAGAUCUGUGGCCCUCCAGAUGUUCCUGGGCUACACUUUCCUUCAUCCCUGCCCAUGGGCUGUGCUAGCUGGAGCUUAUGGAGGGGUUCGUCCACCUGGAGACCAACAAGUUUCCACUAGGCUAAGUGCCACAUUGAUCCAUUGUGGUUGCUUAGAAAAGCCAUGUACAUAAGCCCUCCAAAGUUACUAGCUUGCAGUGGGUUGGCAGAUGAUAGAUGAAAGGCAAUUAGUGCAAGAUAUGUCUCUUUAUCCUGCUUCUGCUAGCAGUAGAGGUGGAUAAAGUAUUGAAGUCCAGUCCCCAAAGUGUUCAAAUCUUACUCUGCCCACCUCCUGCCUUCUGAGACAUCUCUGGCCAUUACACAGGUAUUUGUAAGCAUCUUUUCAUAGCCUAUGGGGCUAGGGAUUUAAUUUUUUUAAAAAAGAAAAAUACAGCCAAGAUUCUCAGGACCCUGAAUUCUUUGUUUACUAUUCAUUUCUGCAUUCGUGUAAUUUGAGGGGAAUUAUAUUCAACUAUGCCUUCCUGUCUAAGCACAAAGGCAGCAUUUUCCCCUAUUCCAGGCUAUUUUGGGGUUUCCCACUUACUUUUUCAGCUAGGCAAAUCAAGCUGCCAAUCUGCUCUAACCUACCAAUGUUGAAUUUCAAAUAUCUUGUCCAGCCCACUCAGUAAAACCCAAAGAAUCUGGAACUUUUCCUCUACAAAGGAUUGUCCAAUCAGGGAUCUUGUUUCCACACUCCCAUCCCUUUGUCCCUGGGAAUGCAAAGUAAGUCACACCUGUCUGAAGAAGCCAUCCAGUGAUGUAAUUAUAAUUGCUUUUUUUUAUUGAAGCGGAAACACAAAAGCCACAGUUCAGGGUUUAGCAGCCACCUCUUUUCUCCUGUAAGGUGCCCACCCAAAUAUCCUGUGCAUGUUAUGUAGUUACAUCAGCGAGGCUGGACAGACUAUCUCACCAUUCUGUAGUUUUGAAAGAGAAACAUUGCCUUAAGACACCAGACUAAGUCACAUUGAGAGUUCUUACCUCUUUGUUUUGACCCUCACCAGGUUGCAAAGUGGAACAAAGACGACUAGUGAACUUGAUAUUCCCUAUUUGGUCUGAUACAAACUAGAACCUUCUUAGUACACCUUCCUGCUCCCCAGUCCUUAGCCCUGAACUACUGCUCUGUCCUGGCUCAUGGGUUGCUGCAGGCAGCUUAAACCCAAUUAGAAGUA